This is a messenger RNA of Sphenostylis stenocarpa, 1038 nucleotides long. Lineage: Eukaryota; Viridiplantae; Streptophyta; Magnoliopsida; Fabales; Fabaceae. The record is from the annotation of a GenBank genome assembly.
AUGGACUUUGAAAUAGAUGUUAUUUUUGAGGUUCAGGGAGGGAUCUUGUUCUCUGUUGAAGUUAAUCGCUUUGAAACGAUCCGUGAUGUCAAAGAGAAGAUCCAAAGCAUUCACCAAAUUCCCAUUUCCCAACAAAACUUCCUCUUCAAUGGCCAGUUUCUUGAAGAUCAUCUCUACAUUUAUACAACUCCAAUCCUUCACGGCUCCCACGUUCACCUCGUUGUCGCCACAGCAGAUGCGGCAUAUAUUGCGCAGCCACGGAUGCCUAUCCAUGGCCAAUUUUUACCUGCACAACCUGUGCCAGAGCUACAACCGUCAACGCUUCUGAGUCACGAAUACGAUCCGUUUGUGAUGCCGGAGAUUUCAUCGUCAACGCAGCUGAUGCAGCAGCGGCCAUCGCCGCCUCCACCGUUAACGUGUAUACCAAAUCCUCAGCCGGUGACGACGGUGACGGUGAACGUGAAAAUGCCUAAGUCGAGAGAUCGCGUCCGUAUAGAGUCAGACAGAAAGGAUACCGUUCGGAAGCUGAAGGAGAAGAUUGCUGCGCAGGAAGACAUGCAAGGCGUGCCUCUGGAUAGGAUUGUGCUGCAGUUGCAUUCAAUGCGUCAGGAAUUGAAAGAUCAGGCGACUCUGGAAGAUUGUGCGAUUGUAGAGAAUCCUGAGAUCGACGUGUUCUUGAAACCGGCUCUUCGGGGGACAGGUAGCAACAAGGGCGGUAGCAGCAAGGGGGGGAGCGGCAGGGGCGGUAGCAGCAGAGCGCAGUCUGGGAAGGUGAAGGUGAAGGUGGUGCCGAUGGAAACAAAGGAGAGGAUUGAGAUUGAGAUGUUUCCUCUGGACAUGGUGUCCUUGUUGAGGCAGAAACUGGACGAGUUGCACCGGACGUUAGGGUUCCGUCUUCCUGAAGAUGGUCGUUACUUUUUCAUUCACAGACAGCAAGUGAUGGAUGAAGAUCAGUCCUUUUAUUGGCACGGAGUUAGGGACGGCGACAUCAUCGAAACCUUUGAUGGAUUCGUUACUUCAGGCCCUGGCCACCGCUAG